This is a messenger RNA of Lasiosphaeria miniovina, 504 nucleotides long. Its product is annotated as serine/threonine-protein kinase ripk4. The record is from RefSeq and is a predicted model, not a curated record. The transcript has a single exon. The annotation marks the transcript as partial. Gene Ontology annotation, molecular function: protein binding. Lineage: Eukaryota; Fungi; Ascomycota; Sordariomycetes; Sordariales; Lasiosphaeriaceae.
CUUCUUCACGAGAAGGGAGCCGAUAUUACAGUUCCAAACAAUAAAGGAUGGACGCCACUCAAUUUGGCCUCGAACAACGGAUAUACCGACGUGGUCAAGCUUCUUCUCGAGAAGGGAGCCGAUAUCACAGUUCCAAACAAUAACGGAUGGACGCCACUCAAUUCGGCCUCGAGCGAAGGACAUAUCGACGUUGUCAAGCUUCUUCUCGAGAAGGGAGCUGAUAUCAAAGUUCCAAACAAUAAAGGAUGGACGCCACUCAAUUCGGCCUCGAGCGAAGGACAUGUCGACGUAGUCAGGCUUCUUCUCGAGAAGGGGGCCGAUAUCACAGUUCCAGACAUUGACGGAUGGACGCCACUCAAUUCGGCCUCGAGAAACGGGCAUGUCGACGUGGUCAAGCUUCUUCUCCAGAAGGGGGCCGAUAUUACAGUUCCAAACAAUCACGGAUGGACGCCACUCAAUUCGGCCUCGAGCAACGGGAAUGUUGACGUGGUCAAGCUUCUUCUU